GACGUACGAAACGCAAUCAUGAGCCGAAUGAGAUAGACGAAAAUAAUGAAACGAAUGUAAAAAGUCAGACAUUUCCAUUUCCAUUAUUUAACGUUAACAGCAAUGAAGAGAACUAUAGCCGCUACUUAAACAGCUCAAAUUUUGUGAAGAAAUUCUUGGAAAUAUUGUUAACACAGAACGUUUCAGGCAGUGUGUUACCUCAAUUUCAGUCUACAGAAAUGUUAUGAAAAAAAUGGACACAAAUAUCCUCGAUGUCCAUGAUCAAUUGGAAGAAAUAUUGAAGUCGUCAGUCACCGAACUUAAACGCAAUGAUCAAGCUACUGCCGAUACUGCCACACAUACCGUCAUAAAACAGACGAAUUCCAGGAACAGUGACAUUUCGCCUUCCCAUGAGAAUGAGUCUUUGCCGACGAUUCUCUAUCUGAAGAAAGUUGUACACCCUGCAAUCCAACCAAAAGCGGCCCAUCCAACUAAUUCAGUAAAGGAGCCGAUUCCGAAAUUGAUUGUUUCUACCAAACCAAUUAAAUUGGGUAGCUACAUCACUGGUGCACGUAAAGCACCUGUCACAGUUGCAGAAAACAGCGAUCAAUCGUCGGUCAAACCGGCUGAUCCAAUAAAAAGCACAAAAAUUAUCAUCAAAGGGAUAACAUCACAAGAUAAACGUUUGGUGGUCUGUGAAUCGCCAACUACAACUGAACCGUUGUUAGUCAGCCCACAAUCAAGUCCUCCAGUACUGUCGCCAAGGAUUGUCUUCGAGUCGACUAAAAACGAAUCGAAAGAAUCGCAAAACGAUAAUCAUCACACAAAGGAACCCGUUCAACGCAUGGAGACGCCCGAACCCAACGCAUCCGUUCCGGACGCGAGUGAAGAAAGUCGACCAGCGUUAAGUACGCCCCGCGCAAACCGUGAAAUGAAACAAUUACAAAAGACAAUGAAAGAAUCGAAAGUUAUAACUGACUGUGUCGCACUGACUGAUGCGACUCGUCGGAUAAAGCGGAAACUGAAUGAAACGGAUGGUAGUGAGGGCACGGCAGCAGUUACACCGCCAUCGGACGCAUCACAGCCGAAAAGCGAUGAAACGAAUGAGAGUGCGCCAAAGGACACCAAUCAUAUGACAUCGAUAUCGAUUCGACGGAAUACGCGCAGUUUGAAUGCCGAAUUUUCGGCAAAGCAGAAGAAAUUUCUGGCCGGAAUUCAGAAGCAUUCACGGGAUAGUGACGAGGAGCACAGUGACGACGAACGUGGUAGAGGUAGGAGGAAAAUUAGGAAAUCGGGGAAAAUGUUUCCGCCAUUGAAGGCCGGCUACGAUAAAUACUGUUGGCAAUGCCAUCAAAAUGAUCCGGUAAUUGCUUGUACUCAUUGCAAACGAACGUAUCACGUGGACUGUUUGAAGACCAAGCAACUGCCGAAAACAGAGAACCAGAAAUUGGUAUGGGAGUGUCCGGAAUGUGUGGCUUUGGAAACAUCCAUUAAAGACACCGAAAAGGCCAGAUACGAUUUCAAUCAACUGUGUACGAUGCUUGAUUUCGCACUGCAAAGAUUAAAGUCAACGUCAAAGUCGCUGGUCAUUCCGGGUGAUUCGGACAACAUUAUCCACUCCGUUAACUUCGACUCAAUGGAGAAGAAGAUAAUCAACAAGCAAUAUCAAUCGACGCAUUCAUUUCUCACUGAUUGCCGUUGGAUUCUGCACAACUGUACGAUCUACUACAGCCGCAACGUGAAGCUGCUCGCACUCGCCAAGUCAGUUUUCAAGAUUGGCAAGCAGGAGAUCUACGACAUUGAUACAUGCCACGAGUGCUACUACAAUGCCAACACCUGUAAAACGGAUUGGUUCGUUGAAAUAUGCUCCCGGCCGCACAUUCUUGUUUGGGCCAAACUCAAAGGGUUUCCAUACUGGCCGGCAAAGGUAAUGACUACCAAUCUGCAGGGAAUGGUGGACGUUCGGUUUUUCGGCGAUCAUGAUCGGGCUUUUGUGCCCAUUCGUGAAUGCUAUUUGUAUUCGAAGGAGCAUCCCAAUCCGAUUACGGUUAAAACGAAGCGGCAAAGUAUAUCACACUCGGUGGUGGAGGUGGACAAGUACAUCCAAAAGUUGACAGCGAAAUUUGGAUCAUUCAACUAUCCCGAAGUAAAAACGCUUUUCGAUCCAUUCAGAGAGGAAGAACAACUGGAACAAAUGAUUCCGAAUUAUCGGAGCCAUGCCAACGCUCUUGUCAACAAAAAGUGUACCAGUAAUUCGGAUCUGACCUACAAAAUUGUGAAAACGGCCGACAAUAAUCUGUCAAUUUUUAAGAAAAACGACAACAAUGUGCAGUCCCCGGAAGGUGUCCAUGAAAAAACGCAACCCGCAGAUCACAAGCAUGCAAAGUCUGCAACGAUCGAUGCUUUGGAUGAUCUAAAGUAUCAGGUAAUGAAACGAGACAGAGAUGCAUCGAGGGCGGGCGAUGGACGCGUUGAUUCGGUGAUUUUGAAAAGAAAAGCCGGCAGUCCAUCCUUCGGUGAAGUGGUUGUGGAAAAUCGGAAGAGAAUGAAAUUACUGCCAAGCAGUCGUCGAUCGUCAACACCAAUCCCGAUUGACAAUUCAAAAAACGUUGCAGCCAAAACAAUAAUCAAUCGAGAAACGCAGGCACCGAAAGCUAGUGAUGAUGAGCAGUCAAAGUCCAGUAGGUCCAGUGAAACACCUAGUAAGGAUGUGCUAUCGAAGACAAGUUCCAAGGAAGACCUGAUCUCAGCAGUUGUCAAGAAAUUGGACACACUGCAGGCAUUUGUGUCGACUAAUGUCCAGUCCAAUAAGAAAACCGAUAAGGAACUGUGUAACGAAAUUAGUUCGUCGAGUGAUAUUGUUGACCAGCCCAUGACAGUGAUACCACAACCACUAGAGCUGAGUGAAACAAUACUGGACAAAGGUAAAAGUGAUGAAGACGAAAAUCUGCUGGUGCCAAUGCAGAACAUUCAUGGCGUUUCCGAUUCAAAGAAGGACCUAAAAACGGCUGCGUCGAGUCGACAAGGAUCGAUGAGUGGAUCGUCAAUUCAAUCAGUUCCCGGUUCACUGGACGACCCAUACGAAAUGUCAAUAAAAGCCGAACCCUUAUCUGGCGACGAAAUGGACAAUUCUGCAAUGAAUUACGACUGUGCAGGACGGGUCAAAUCGCCGUUCAACAAUCCUUCGCAGAACGGUUCACAAGAUAGUAGUUUUUCGAAAAUUUCCGUCAAAAACAUCAAUUCAAUGACAAAGCCAUUGGAUCCAAUGCACCAGAGACAGGUGGCUGUUCGAAAGUUUCAAACGAACAAAUCGAUUUUGCGACCGGAAUUGGUGCGACAGCGAAGCAGGAAAAUGUUAAUGUCAACGAAACGACAAGUUCCAUCCAUGGCAACGUCUUCGAUAACAUCAAACAUUCAACAGCUCCAGCAACAACAGAAUUCACAAUUGAAGCAAUCACAGAAUAUGGUGUGCAUUCCAAUGGACCGCUCAAACUUCCAACGAAUAGAGUCAAUCAUGCUCAACAAUGUUCGUGGCACCACAACAGCUCAUGUCAAAACCAAUCCCCCACCAUUAACUGCAGUUUCAUCUACACCUUCCCUCACAGUCACACCGAAAGAUCUUAUUUCGAAGCCGAAAAACAGCAUAAUUUCAGCCGCUAACUCAACAAUCUCAUCAGUGGGUCCGCCACCUCUAUCAUUAACCACCGCACCAAUACCACGAACUGAACAAUCAUUCAACAGUUGUUUGAUCAACCAAUUGAAUACAUCGGAUAAUCUAGCUUCAGCCAUCACAGAUUUGAUGAAACACAACGAACCGAAACUGACUCCAAAACCCGUUGGACCGCUCCGAUUCGAGGGCACUCAAUUUCCAUCUGAAGCUGGCCCGUACUCGAAAAUGUUGAUCGACAAUUCGCACAAGUUUGCCGAUUUCUUUCGGUCCGUGUUCGAGGCAACGUUAACCGAUAUAGCCAGCAUGGGUUGUUCGGAGGCGAAAAUUCAAUUACUGGAAUUGGAAUUGGAACAGUGCAAGAUGACGCACGCCAAAGAGAUGGCCGAUCUGAAGUCCAGCACUGGCAUGAUUCUGAACGAAAUGAAAAAGAAUUUCGAGACUGAAAAAACGAAACUGAUCAACGAAACACGCCGGCAAUGUGAAUUGGAUCGGAUACGGGCUGUGGAAGACACAAAGAAGCGACAGUGGUGCGCUAAUUGUGGCAAAGAGGCUAAAUUUUACUGUUGCUGGAACACUAGCUACUGUGAUUAUCCGUGCCAGCAACAGCAUUGGCCGAGACACAUGACGCUUUGCAGUCAAACCGAUGAUAUCAAUGGGGGAAAGACCGAUUCCUAUGGCUCUAAGGCUAAGGAAUUAACACAACUACAAAGUUUGUCGUUACGGCACGCUACUAUUGCCAAGAAAUCUACAACUAUCCGCUCCAAUCAGCAGCUGGAGAGAUAUCACCAGCCGACGAGAUCAAAUCCCAUCAACAAAAAUCCACAAUUUCCGGCAGCUCACGUUAAGGUUAUCAAUCGAAUGAAUCCUAACAACAUGCAAAUGUCUGCAUAUCUUUCCAAUGCCAACAUUACUUUAAAAGCCAUUGGCAAUGUCAGCUCAUCGCCGGACUAGCAUGGUAGAAUGUAAAUUAUUAAUUAUUUAUUCGCUGUUUUACACAUUUCGAAUUUGUAAUCAGUGGAAAUAUAAAUCGUCUGAAUUUUAAAGAAAAGGAAAAAAAA
Molecule: messenger RNA, 4707 nt
Organism: Bradysia coprophila
Lineage: Eukaryota; Metazoa; Arthropoda; Insecta; Diptera; Sciaridae
Product: MYND-type zinc finger-containing chromatin reader Zmynd8-like
Cellular component (GO): cytoplasm; nucleus
Molecular function (GO): protein binding; transcription corepressor activity
Source: RefSeq, a predicted model, not a curated record